Molecule: messenger RNA, 1578 nt
Organism: Myotis davidii
Lineage: Eukaryota; Metazoa; Chordata; Mammalia; Chiroptera; Vespertilionidae
Gene: PIMREG
Product: family with sequence similarity 64 member A
Exons: 4
Coding region: 17-736 (239 amino acids)
Source: RefSeq, a predicted model, not a curated record
UGAACAGAACAGACAGAUGGCCUCUCGGUGGCCCGGCGUGAGCACGUCCAUGCGCAGGAGAUCUCUCCAGGACCACCAGCAGCUGGAGGAGAGCGAUGAGCUGCAGCCUGCAGCUGGCCAUCUGGAGGCCUCCGGCGGAGCCCUGGGCUCCCUCUGCAGACAGUUCCAAAGGAGGCUGCCCCUGAGAGCAGUCAGCCUCAACCUAGGGGCGGGCCCCACCUGGAAACGCCUGGAAACCCCAGAGCCAGAGCAGCAGGGCCUCCAGGCUGCAGCUCGCUCAGCUAAGAACGCCUUGGGGGCCGUGUCCCAGAGAAUCCAGGAGUCCUGCCAAAGUGGCACCAAGUGGCUGGUGGAAACCCAGGUGAAAGCCAGGAGGAGGAAGAGAGAGACACAGAAGAACGGUAGCCCCCCAGCUCGCAGCCUGAGCCAGAGGAGCACCCGGCUUUCUGGAACCGGCCCUGCCCGCUCAACUCUGGGCCCCUGGGGGUGGGAGCGUCACCGCCGCUCCACCCAGGUGGGCCCACGUGCCCACCCUCUGCGGAGGUCCAGGAGGGAGGCCGCCUUCCGGAGCCCCUACUCCUCUACAGAGCCCCUCUGCUCCCCCAGUGAAUCCGACAGUGACCUGGAGCCUGUGGGGGCAGGAAUCCAGCGCCUCCAGAAGCUGUCCCAGGAGCUGGACGAGGCCAUUGCGGCUGAAGAGAGCGCUGACAUGGCCGUUUCUCUCCUUCGAGACUGAUGGAGUGCUCUCCAGGGAAUGCCCUCCUCCAAGCAUCUUUCCCAGCGUCCUCUUCCUCCUCUCCUCCUCUUCCUCCUCCUACCUGAGUGCGUGUGCAGGUUUGGAGGCGUGUUAAAGAACUGAGACUCCUGGAGAAACCCACAGAACUGACACCCAGCAGAAUGGGCAGCAUGCCAUCUUCCUACCGGCUCAGACCUGAGCUGCUGACCUCACUGACCCACCACCUUCCGGCUCCUCAUUCUGGGGGAAGGCUCUGGUGUCCUCACUCCCCCCUCCCCCCUGAAGCACAAUGAGGGGCAAGAAGAGAGCUCCUCGCAGGAAGUGAGACAUACCUGACCCCCACACCCCCACACGUGGGAUCCAUACCUCUGCACCCUUGAGUUCAUGGAGGAAGCCCCCAGGAGCUGGCAGUGCCCUGGGCCCCUGCUGACAAGACCUGACAAGCAGAGGCCCAGGUGGGGGCUGGUCUGGGGCCCCUGCUCUCCUGCUCGGACCACAUCUGAGCCCAGCAGAGACCGCCUGCCACAGCCCAGGAGGUGACUCACCGCAGACCCGGCUCCUGGGUGUACAGCUCCCAUGCCUGCCCCAAAAGAAGGGAUGGGAGAGAUAUCCAGGCUCUGAGACCGGGGGCCUAUGGGUACCUAUUUAUGUUCUCAGCACCGGGCACUGUGGGUGGCAGCGAGGAGUAGCACAGCCCAGCAAUCUCUGCCCUUUGUAAAUUCUUUAAGAAAUCUGCUUUGUCAUUUUAUUAGAAAGAAAUCAGGGCAUAACUUCCCUCCAUAAUGUUGCUUUUCCAUAAUAAGACUCUGACAGAUUGAGGGAGACUCAGAGGGAAGGCUGGG